Coprinopsis cinerea okayama7#130 is the source of this 704-nucleotide messenger RNA. RefSeq lists its product as hypothetical. The record is from RefSeq and is a predicted model, not a curated record. The transcript has 3 exons. NCBI's taxonomy places the organism in Eukaryota, Fungi, Basidiomycota, Agaricomycetes, Agaricales, Psathyrellaceae. The coding region runs from base 1 to 621 and encodes 206 amino acids.
AUGCACACCAUCCCACUCAUUAACCACCCGUGUACCGUCUGCUGUAACCCCACUUCGAUGUGGUGUUCCCGGUGCCAGAGCGCGUGGUACUGCAGCCCUGAGCACUUGAAGGCAGACUGGGGUCGUCACCGUAAUGAGUGUGUUCCGGCCUCGAACGCCACCCCCGUCACCACGUACAACGUCAGUAUGAUUGCAACUCCUCCGCCUGCGGAAUUGCAGACCAUCAGGGUAUCGGCUAUCCUAUUCGCUGCAGAGGAAGAGCGACCUCGGACCGUCGUGAUAGAAUGCCGCCCCUCGCCCAAGAUGUCGCAAGGCAUUUGUCCAACGCCUCUCCUCCAGAAAUACUUCCCUGAAGGCACCGCCGAGAGCCUCAUCCUAACGCGGGGUCUCAACGGCGAGAACCUCCGUUUCCCUCUCAGCAUCUGGUACAACUCGUCUGCACUCAAGCGGGGCUCACCCGUCAACCGCUCCAUCUGUCAUAUCACCUCCAACGCCGCGACAAAACCUUGGUGUGGCACGGUGGUAGUCUUGAAAUACAACGGAUCGAGACGGCAAGGGUACGCCGAUGCAAGUUCGAACGACUUCCCAGCUCUUUCAGCAUAUUUCCUGGCGUACAAGUAGUAAACCGGGUCCACACUGUGAGUCGAAGCCUAAAACACCGGAUCAUACUUCGUUUUCACCGACAUCCUUCCUUUGGUGUCUGC